CGUAUUUUGGAGUGGUGGGUCUUGAAGACUUUUGUUUAUAUUUAUUAGUUGUUCAUUGCGUUGCAUUGCAUCGUUGUUGUUAUACUUGAAUUGUAUCUAUAAUAACGAGAGGAGGGAGUUGAGAGAAUGGAAUUUAUUGUAGAGAGCUUGAAGCAAGGCACGGAACAUUUCAGUUGACUCGGAGUUGCUGGUCAGAAGUGUCGCGUACAAAUUUUAAUUAGUUUAGGACAACUACUCUUUAUUUUUCGUAUUCAAAUCAUACUCGUGGUAAUUUUCUCAAUAUUUAAUUGAUUUUCUCUCUCCAACUUGAUACAAAUAGAAGCCAACAUGGAGCGAAAGUUUAUAAAUGUUAUUUUACUUGGAUUCGGAUUUAUGUUUGUGUUUACUGCAUUUCAAACUAUGGGAAACAUAGAGAAAACCAUACUCGACAGCAUAACGCAAGAUGACCCUGGAUUCAGCGGCGAUGGGUAUACAUCCCUGGCCAUCAUCUACGCGACCCUGGCCAUCUGCAACUGGAUGGCGCCCUCUAUUAUCACUAUCACUGGACCUAGGGGCGCCAUGCUUAUUGGCGCCUUCACUUAUCUAUUUUUCAUAAUAACGUUCCUGUUCCCUCGCACGUGGCUGCUAUACGUGGCCAGCGUGUGUAUCGGCGCAGGCGCAGCCGCCAUCUGGACGGGGCAAGGGAACUACCUCACGCUGAACAGCGAUGCUGACACCAUAUCCAGGAACUCUGGAGUCUUCUGGGCUAUGCUGCAGUGCAGUUUGUUCUUCGGGAAUCUGUUCGUGUUCAUAAAGUUCCAAGGCAAGAGCCACAUCGAUGUAGAGACGAGGAAUGUGGUUUUUGGAGCCCUAACUGGGGUUUGCGCUGUUGGUAUCGUCUUCCUGCUGUUGCUGAGGCCUACCAGGCGGUCGCCGACUUUGGAAGAUGCCAAGACGGAAUUGGGUAGAAGCGAAGAGGAAGGCCCUAUGGAAGCUUUCAAGGGAGCCUUGAGGCUGUUUUGUACCAGAGACAUGCUGCUACUCAGUGUCACCUUCAUCUACACAGGUGUGGAGCUGUCCUUCUUCAGUGGUGUGUACAGUCCGAGCAUUGGUUUCACACUGGCCAUGGGCGAAAACGCGAAGCAACUGGUCGGCCUUUCUGGUGUCUUCAUAGGUCUGGGAGAAGUUCUUGGUGGAGCUCUCUUCGGUAUCCUCGGCAACAAGACCACUCGCUGGGGCCGCGACCCGAUCGUCAUCAUGGGCUACGUGAUCCACCUGAGCAGUUUCUUCCUAAUCUUCAUCAACUUGCCCAAUGAGGCUCCCUUCGGAGACACCAACGAAGUGUCUUACAUCAACCCAUCGCCAUACUUGGCUAUGCUGUGCAGUUUCUUACUAGGCUUUGGAGAUGCGUGCUUCAACACCCAGAUAUACUCGAUCCUCGGAGGAAACUAUUCUGACAAGAGCACGUCAGCCUUUGCGCUCUUCAAGUUCACUCAGUCAAUGGCGGCAGCAGCUUGCUUCUUCUACUCGUCGCGCGCGUACCUAUCAGUGCAACUAGUGAUCCUGGCAGUCCUCGCGUCGCUCGGCACAGCCUCCUUCUGCCGCGUGGAAUGGGGAGCGCGGGCGCGCGCGCGGGCCCAAGCGUUGGAAGCCAUCGACGACAAGAUUAAUCCUGCGACGCACGCGCUUGCUGAUAAUGCGCUGCAUUAUGACUGAACCACCACCUAACUAUAUUACAUUGGAUUCGUUUGCAUAGGAUGAAUAGGGUGUUUGCCACGCCACCACCAAUCAGUUGACGUACUUUUUAAAACUGUCAAAACGAGACUCCUAUAGAUUUUGUAUGGCAAUACUAGCCAGUGACGUCAUUAUUUUGUCAACUCAAUUGAAUUACUUUUUUAAUUAGGUACAAUGCAACCAAAAAUCUUAAUUAAUUAAGUUUUUAAGAUCAGAAUGAAGUGCCU
Molecule: messenger RNA, 1940 nt
Organism: Ostrinia nubilalis (European corn borer)
Lineage: Eukaryota; Metazoa; Arthropoda; Insecta; Lepidoptera; Crambidae
Product: UNC93-like protein MFSD11
Exons: 8
Coding region: 328-1695 (455 amino acids)
Source: RefSeq, a predicted model, not a curated record